Ixodes scapularis (black-legged tick) is the source of this 5263-nucleotide messenger RNA. Its product is annotated as Down syndrome cell adhesion molecule. Gene Ontology annotation, biological process: dendrite self-avoidance; homophilic cell-cell adhesion; axon guidance. Lineage: Eukaryota; Metazoa; Arthropoda; Arachnida; Ixodida; Ixodidae. The record is from RefSeq and is a predicted model, not a curated record. The coding region runs from base 1 to 4041 and encodes 1346 amino acids. Gene Ontology annotation, cellular component: axon; plasma membrane. The transcript is spliced from 23 exons. Gene Ontology annotation, molecular function: cell-cell adhesion mediator activity.
AUGCCGGCCCACUUCUACCCCGCAGAACCCGUGGCGAUGCAAAUGCCCUCCAUCGUGCACCGGAGCGGCCGAGUGCUCGCCGACCCGGGGCUGACCGCCGACCUCGUCUGUGUCGCCGAGGGCUUCCCGGUGCCGACCUACAGUUGGUUCAAGCGCCAAGGUCAGCGCAUGACUCCGGUCGAGCCAAGUCUGGGCCGUCGACAAGUGGCGGGAGUGCUGCAGUUCCGCAGUGCCCGCGAAGAGGACGCCGGCACAUACGUGUGCGUCGUCGCCAACAGCGUCGGAGAAGCCCAAGUCGACCUGGAACUCGUCGUGACACCCCAGGCCUGGGUGGCGGUAACUCCCGCGCACGUGCGGGCCGAGGUGGGUCACGCGGCGGCGUUCCGCUGCAACGCCAGCGGCCCGGGCCUGGAAGAAGGCAGCGUGGAGUGGCGCCUCAACGGCCGGCGGCAGGCGACGCGGUCACGUGUCCUCCACGUUGCCUCCAUCCGCCGCCAGGACCAGGGCAUGUACCAGUGCUUCGUGAGGAUCACACCUCAGCGCACCGUCCACGCCGCCGCGGAACUCAUCGUCGGCGACCAGGCGCCCAAGCUGCGGUCCACCUUCGAAGAGACAACAGUGCGGCCGGGCAAGCCGGUGACGCUGCGCUGCGUCGCAACGGGCGACCCUCCCCCUCGCGUCACCUGGACCCUGGACUCAACGUGGCCCAUCGACUCCCGCCACGGUCGGCUCAGGGUCCGAACAUCGGGUCCGGACUCUGGGACGACGACGGGGCAGACGGGCGGCGGUAGCGAGGUGGUCAGCACGCUGUCCAUCUCGUCCGCCGAAGUGCAGGACGGCGGAUCGUACGCUUGCGAGGCGUCCAACUACGCGGGAGUCGCCAGGCACGUGGCGCGCCUCAACGUGUACGGCUCUGUGUUCGUCAGGCCGCUCGACAACGUGUCGGCGCUGGCCGGGAGCGUGUUCGCCGUGCAGUGCCCUUUUGGAGGAUACCCGUUUGGACACGUCUACUGGGAAAAAGACGGGCGUCGGCUUCCGCUGAACCAGCGGCAGACGGCCUUCCCCAACGGCACCCUGGUCAUCCAAGGCACGGACCGGGAACCGGACCAGGGCCAGUACUCGUGCACCGUGCACGGUCCGGACUCGCAGGUGGUGCACCGCUCCAUAUCGCUGCACGUGCGCAGCGGUCCCCAGAUCACGCCGUUCAGCUUCCAGUCGAACCUGCACGAAGGCGUGCGGGCGGGACUCACGUGCCUGGUGCACGCGGGCGAUCCUCCCAUCAAGAUCGAGUGGCUGCGCGACGGCAAGCCCCUGGCCCCGGGCGCCCACCCGAGCCACGACGUGUCCGUGCUCAGUCCCGAGGGCGGCUUCGUGUCCACGCUCACGCUGCAGCGUCUCUCGUCCAGGCAGAACGGGAACUACACCUGCCGGGCGACCAACCAGUUCGCGUCGGCCGAGUACUCGGCCGAGCUGCUCGUCAAAGUGCCCCCGUCCUGGACCCUGGAGCCCAACGACACAACGGCCGUGUCCGGCCGCUCGGUUUUCGUCGACUGCCAGGCGAGUGGCGUUCCGCAGCCACACAUACGCUGGAAGAGCGCAGCAGAGCCCGAGAGCCCGGUGUCUCAGUUCCGCACCAUCAUCAGCAACUCGCACAUCCACAUCCUGGUGAACGGCACGCUGAGCAUCCGCAGCGUGGAAAGCGCCGACGCCGGCCUGUACCUAUGCGAGGCCAGCAACGGCGUCGGCUCCGGCAUCAGCCGCGUCCUCCAGCUCAACGUGCGCAGCGCUCCCAGAUUCACGGCCAAGUUCACCACGGUGGCCGUGAAGCGAGGGGAGACAGCGGAGGUGUCCUGCCCAGCGCAGGGGGACCUCCCGAUUCGCUUUCAUUGGCUCAAGAACAACCUUCCGCUCAACAUCCUCAAGGAGCACAGGUACUCGCGAAUGGAGGACCGCAGCGAUGACGUCACGGUCUCAAAGAUUACCAUCCAAUCAGCAGAGAGGUCGGACAACGCCGUGUUCUCCUGUCAGGCAGCCAACGAGUUUGGCGAAGACUCGACCAAUGUACAGCUCACCGUGCAGGAUGUUCCUGAUGCUCCGGCUGACGUGGACGUCCGUGAGGUCGGUAGUCGGACAGCGAGGGUCACGUGGUCUGCGCCUUUCAACGGAAACUCGGCCAUCACGCAAUACGUUCUUCACUGGAAGACGGCAGAUGGGCUGUGGCAGGACACCAUGUCGGUGUCGGGGAUGGAGACCAAGGCCACUAUUCGGAGCUUGCUACCCACCACCGCCUACCAGCUCCGCGUCAGGGCGGACAACGUCUUUGGAAACAGCGACUUCAGCGUCGUUACGGAGUUUACCACGUCCCAAGAACCCCCUCGCUUCCCGCCCAAGAACGUUCAAGCCACUGCGUCAAACUCCCGGGCGAUAUCAGUUUCCUUCGACAACCCGCUGCUGUCCAAGUCGGACGACCGCAUCGAGGGCUUCUACGUGGGUUACCGGGAGCUGAGCAGCCUCGAGGCGUUCACCUUCAAGACGUUCGAGUCGCUGCCGCCUACGGGCGAGCCGCACAGGGUCACCUACGAGUUGGGCGGCCUGAGGCGCUCCACGGAGUACGCCGUCACCGUGCAGGCCUUCAACGGGAAGGGGGCCGGACCCCAGUCCGAGGUCGUGCGCGUUCGAACCCUCGACUUCGAUCCUCCGAGCGCCCCACACUUGAGGAUCGGCGGCACCACCUCCCGAUCCGUGUCCGUCAACUGGGAGAACGAACACCUUCAGGAAGCUCCCAUUACGGGUUAUUCCGUCUACUACAAGUCCGAGGGUGGCGAAUGGCACGAGGUGUCCGUGCCCCACGACCGGCGAGCAUUCACCUUGUCCGACCUGAGGUGCGGAACGGAAUACCUGGUCUACAUCAGGGCCACUAACCGGGCAGGAAAGGGACCGCAAGGCGAGACACUCAGCGUCAGAACCAACGGAGGACGCCCCGUGGAGCCCGAACCGGGCAAGCUGUUCGAAAUCAACAGCACAUUCGUGGUGCUCCACCUGGAGGCGUGGGAAAGCGGCGGCUGCCCCGUGUCCUACUUCGUGGUCCAGUACCGGGCCGAGGGAACCCAGUCCGAGUGGACGCUGCACUCCAACAACGUGGUGCCGCAGCAGCAGCUCGUCCACCUGGGAGACCUGGUUCCCGGCUCCUGGUACACCCUGCUCAUGUCCGCCCACAACGACGCCGGCUCCACCGAGGUCGAGCUCAGCUUCGCCACCCUCACGCCUGCCGGUGACGUUCCUUCCAGACGCUCCGAGAUCAUGGAUCCCCAGGUUGCUUUCUACCGGCACCUCACAGUGACCGUGCCCAUCGUAAGCUCGGCCCUGGUCCUCGUCAUCGUGCUCGGCGUCGUCUGCAUUGUCCUCAGGAAGAGGACCUACGACUCUAGGCCGAGGAUGACAGACGGCAUGGUGGUGGCCGAGUGCUGCGACGCCAGCAAGGGCGACAUGAUGCUGGCCGUGUCGCACGAGUCUCAAGGCCGUCCCCAGGAGGCCGUGUACUACCCGACCCCGUAUUCGACCCACCGUGGAAGUGGGCAGCCCGCCCACUGCAACACAAGUGGCGGCGGCGGCGCUGGGGGGCCCCCCAGGCUAGACGACCCCAAGGGCCGCACCUACGACGUCCCUUAUCCCGUCAAGAGACUAGAAAUGUGGGAACCAAGUUCAGAGGCGGUGUUGACGUGCAGAGAUGCGUACGAGAAAACAGGCCUCGAGGCGCUUUACAGGAACUCACCGUAUCACAUAUCCAAGCCAAAGGUACCACAGACAACGCCGUGGAGGGAAGAUGGUGACAGGAGUUCCGGGAGUGAGAACGACACGGAAGAGCUCCUGGAAGGGGAGAGCGUGAGCGGCGGGAGGCCACAAACGUUUAUUGUGCCUCUGGACCAAGUGUCCUGGGAUCUCAACAGGCCGAAUGGCACCACGCGGUCCUGGAAAAAGUAUCCGAGUGCUUACCAGAGCUCCAGUCAUCGCUGCGCCGGCGAGUACACCUCCAUCACGUAGCCCCAGCCCCUGGCACCUAUGGACUUGUGGUUCGAGUGAUGGUUUAUGUUCCUCCAUUUCAAAUGGGACGUUUUUUCCGAGAGGCUCCGACUACGCGUUCAACCGCUGCAAGACCGGAACAGCGACGUGUGCGCGUGCGAGUGUUCUUCGACGAGUGCGUGUGUGCCUGCGGUGAAGUGUGUUCAUCUUGAACAAAAGUACGGGACAAACAAGAAAGUGUCGGCAACUCCUGAGACAAUUCUGUUUCAGACUACCGCUCGCCAUUUUUGCACCACGUAGGUCGUAACGUACGAAGCGCGCUUGUGGCUUAUAAAAAAUAAACAAAAGUAUUACGUUUGUAUUACAGUAUUAUUUACCUUCGGUGAAUUUAAGGGCAGACCUUACACAAGUUUUUUUCAUAUAUAAAAGUAGAUAAACGUCUUUUAGUUUCACAUUUUAAUUCUUGUUUUGUUUGCUGUGAACCUCUACAGCAUGCGUAUGCAUACUUUAUGGUUAACUUGGUUCUCUGAUUUAGCACUGCAAUUUAAACCUUUCUCAAUAAGUGUUCGCCCCACACCGUUUUUCUCAAUCUAUUUUGUCAUAAAAUUCGGGGAUGUUUAUUCGGGGUUCUUCUUUUCUCCCGGAUGCAGUGUUUUUUGUUGUCUGUUUUAGAUGUCGGUGAAAAAUAGGGCUUAUCACGGCUUAUGCUGCCAGGGCGAAUGGACCACUUUUAUAACAGCGUUUAUAAGACUCGCAACGCAAUUCUUAACGAGGAAAAUGAAUUAGACAGGAGAUGUGAUUAUCGAAGAAAGAAAGAGCCUUUCGGACAGUUCAAUGCAGGCUGUGUUUCGGAUCAAAACAAAAGAUUAAGUAGAGAUUCAUUCCUGAGAAUGUUUGGGUUUCACAUUUUAGAAUCAGCUCUAGCACUUUUUUUUUUUCAGUUGUCUUCGUGUUUUAUAAAAACCGCCUCGGGGUUUAUUUCCACGUUUAUUGUUAUGCAAUACAAACGAGAAAAAUCAGUUUUAGUGCUGAUUGCACGGGUCAUUAAAAAAUGAUUUCGUCAUGCUCGCAGCUAAUCUACGCACAGAGCUUAAGGUAAAAGAAAACAAGUUUUCUAGAAAGGGUAGUUGUAUAUACCUGCUGUUUUCUUUAUUAAAACGGUUGAUCGCACCUGAGGUCAAAUGAUUAUCUUCAUUAUCGUUUCUUUUGAACUAGAAUAAAGAACGAGUUUAUUGUUGGAAAA